GUCAUUUUAUUGAUGCUGGGAGGGGUGAACAGGGUGAGGCUCCGUGCAGGUAUAAGGAAGUGUUUCCACUGACAGACUAAAAACUUUUCUUCUUUAGCUUAGAAACACACCAGCUACUCUCUCCAACACCCAAAUAUGGCUGUCAGUAAAGAACCAACCAUGUACAACAAUGAAAAGAUCCGGAUCGUGAUGGUGGGGAAGACCGGAGCUGGGAAGAGUGCAGCAGGAAACACCAUCCUGGGACACGAGUGCUUUGAAUCUGUUUUCUCCCCUGAAUCAGUGACCGCAGACUGUGCUAAGGCUUAUGGUGAGCUGGAUAGACAGAAGGUUUCUGUCAUCGACACUCCAGGUCUGUUUGACACCAAUACAGAUGAAGAGACGACACGUAAAAAUAUCUCCCAGUGUAUGGCUUAUGCUUCUCCUGGACCCAUAUCUUUCUGA
This is a messenger RNA of Labrus bergylta (ballan wrasse), 441 nucleotides long. The record is from RefSeq and is a predicted model, not a curated record. Lineage: Eukaryota; Metazoa; Chordata; Actinopteri; Labriformes; Labridae.